Messenger RNA from Pelodiscus sinensis (Chinese soft-shelled turtle), 2731 nucleotides. The record is from RefSeq and is a predicted model, not a curated record. Lineage: Eukaryota; Metazoa; Chordata; Testudines; Trionychidae.
AUGAAGGAGGAGACCAUGCCCAAUAUUGCCGUGCUAGGAUCGGGCGGGGGCCUGCGGGCCACCAUUGCCCUUCUGGGAACCUUGGUGGAGAUGAAGAAGCAGAGCCUGCUGGAUGCUGCCAUGUACCUGUGCGGGGUGUCGGGAUCCACCUGUCCCCAGCUGACCUUGGGAGCACUCGCAGAGCGCUGGACAAAAAGUCGCUCGGGACAUGUGACAGCUACUUGCUUUGUCCCUUGUAACCUUGCUUUUUUCCUCCACUUCUACAGAGUUCAGCUUGCUGUGAACAGACGUACAGAAGAAGCUGUUGCAGUAAAGAUAGUUGACAUGAAACGUGCUGUGGACUGUCCAGAAAACAUAAAAAAAGAAAUCUGCAUUAAUAAGAUGUUAAAUCAUGAGAACAUUGUAAAAUUCUAUGGACAUCGUAGAGAAGGCAGUAUUCAAUACCUCUUCCUGGAGUAUUGCAGUGGGGGAGAGCUCUUUGACCGAAUAGAGCCUGAUAUAGGAAUGCCUGAACCAGAUGCACAGAAGUUUUUUCAUCAGCUUAUGGCUGGUGUGGUAUAUCUCCAUAGUAUAGGAAUAACUCACAGGGACAUUAAGCCUGAAAAUCUACUGCUAGAUGAAAGGGAUAAUCUCAAAAUCUCUGACUUCGGUUUAGCUACUGUAUUUAAGCACAAUGGUCGUGAGCGACUGUUAAACAAGAUGUGUGGCACUCUUCCAUAUGUUGCCCCAGAACUGUUAAAGAGAAAAGAAUUCCAUGCAGAGCCAGUUGACGUUUGGUCAUGUGGGAUAGUACUUACUGCUAUGUUAGCAGGAGAAUUGCCCUGGGACCAGCCUAGCGACAGUUGCCAAGAAUACUGUGAUUGGAAGGAAAAGAAAAUAUACCUUCCACCUUGGAAGAAGAUUGAUUCUGCACCAUUAGCUUUGCUCCACAAAAUACUAACUGAGAGCCCCGUGGCAAGGAUUACGAUUGCAGACAUUAAAAAGGACAGAUGGUACACCAGGCCUAUGAAAAAAGGUGUAAAGCGAGCUCGUGUUUCUUCAAGCAGCCUUUCAGACUCACCAAGUGGCUUUUCUAAGCACAUUCGGUCUGAUAUGGAUUUUUCACCAAUGAAAAGUACACACAGUGAAGAAAAAGUGGGGUACUCCACUUCUCAGCCAGAACCUCGCACUGGCAUUUCCUUGUGGGACAGCAGUCCAACCAAUAUCAACGAACUAGUGCAAGGGAUCAGCUUCUCCCAGCCAGCAUGCCCUGAGCACAUGCUAGUUAAUAGUCAAUUACUUGGCACCCCAGGCUCAUCACAGAACCCAUGGCAACGCUUGGUGAAGAGAAUGACCCGUUUCUUUACAAAGCUGGAUGCUGACCACUCCUAUAAUAGUUUGAAGGAGGUCUGUGAGAAGAUGGGCUAUGUCUGGAAGAAAAGCUGCACAAACCAGGUUACCAUAUCAACUACUGAUAGAAGGAAUAAUAAACUAAUUUUCAAGGUGAACUUGGUAGAAAUGGAAGACAAGAUUUUGGUGGAUUUCCGCCUUUCUAAGGGUGAUGGGUUGGAGUUCAAGAGGCACUUCCUGAAGAUUAAGGGAAAACUGAAUGAUAUUGUGAGCACCCAGAAAGUGUGACUUCCUGCCACAUGCUCCAACUGCCGUUGGAUUGGAUGCUGCUACACUGAUCUAAUUUUUAUUUUUAUUCCACAUCAAGAAAUAAAUACCUGUGGCUGCCAGUAACUUGCAAUGGAAACUCUUUUUUAGGGAUCACUCUUGUCACCAGGGCAUUUCAUCAAAGGGCACAUUUGGUAAUAUGUUUUCAGGGCCUCCCAGACAAAUAGUGAUCAUGAGGUGUUCCUGACUGUAGUAAGUUAGCGGUGGCAUGCCUUCCUAUUGGUAGCUACUGGUAUGAGGCUUAUUUUUCCCUUCUGCUAAGUCAGCAAUCAUUGGGAUCAUCAUUGGGGUGCUGUGUGUUUGUGGGAGCCAGCCUGACUGUUAGUUGUUGACCGACUUCUGGGGAGUAUAUAUCCAGCCCCAAGACUGCUGCAGCCAUUUACAGGCUUAGGGUUCCUUGGACAUAGCUAGAGGGGAAGAGUCUAUAUCUAAUUAAAAAAAAAUUGGCCCCCGUACUUCAUUGUUGUAUCUUCAGAUUUUAAAUCUGUUUGAGCAAUAACUUGUUACCCUUUCUUAUAAAAUGUGAUGAGAUAGAGUGGAGAGGCAUAGAGAUAAUGUGGGCCUUAGACUUGUAAUUUUAUUAAAUUUUAUUAUAUCUUUUUGGCCUUUGCUUUUGUUAAGUAAAAUGGUUGAACCCAAAGAACUAAUUCCACUGUAUUGUUCAUUUAUAGUUUUAAGUAUUGCAGGCUUAGAGGUCUGCAGCAGAAUAGAUACUGUAUUAACAUUUUUGUCCCUUUUUAAACUCUUUUCCCUUUUCAGUAUUUGUAUUUUUCCAUACAUUGGAAGGUAAAGUGAGUGAAAUCUUUUAUAUAUAAUAGCUUAUGUUGGGAAUUUGCUGGAGGGUAGCAGGGUCUCAUGGAAAUAAGAAAUAUCCCUUUCUCUUACCCCUUUCUUGGUACCUAAAAUUCAGGCUUAUUUAGGCAGUUAUUUCUUUUAAUGGUACAUAGUUUAUUUGUAUUAACAAGGACCACUUAUGAAUAAUCACAGUCAAAUGUACAAUGAUGUGAAAAUACACAAUUUGUAUAAUUUUUUGUAAAAACUUACAAAAUAAAGUAUAGUCAUAAUUUUAAAGAAA